AUGCGGUCCGGCAACAUGACGGGCGGGGGCUGUUUGAGGCGUGGGUGUAAGACAGCAACUCCAUCAAAGAUAUGUUAUCACCGUGUUGUCACGUGCUACGCCCACUCAGCCAGGUUGCGCGGUUCACGUCGCCGCCAAGGCCAAGCACCACCACGCCGUGAGACCAUUGCAGACCAGGCGGCGCAAGACGGACCCAGCCACGGACCUAAACCCUCCACCCCUCCUCACGGUACGACGUCUCAGUUCACCAAUGAUUGAGCGCGAACGGACCGUUCGGAGAGGCGACCCACUACCUCAAGUUGCCACUCGCACGCUGGAGGAAGGCCAUGAGUUCGAAUUCGCCAACACGCGGAUGUUGGCGCGAGCCGGCAACAAGACGGGGCGAGAGCUGUUGAAGGCGUGGGUGUCGGACACCAACUCUAUCAACAGACACAUCGAUUUGCCCCGUGUUAUCACGCGCUCCGCCCACGCAGCCAAUUGGUACAGCUCACAUCGCCGCAAAGUGCAAAUGGCGUCACCACGCCGGGGAACCAUUGUGGAGCACAAACCAGACCUACCUACGAGCGUAAUCCUUCCCUCACGGCACAACGGUAUAAAUGUUCACACGAUGCUGCACUCUAUCAGUCUCUGAUGAUGAACUCCUGUUCGAGUUCGAAAGUUAAGACCAAUAAAUCUACCGUCCCAGUGAUCGUGCCUUCGCUGUCUUUUAAACGACUAUAAAUGUUCACGCAUUGUUGCACUUCAAUAGUCUAGGAUGACGAACUGUUUGAGUUCGAGAGCUCAUUCUAGUAGCGCUACCAUCCCAGCGAUUGUGCCUUUGUCUUCUUUGCAGCACUUCGUUUUCCAGACUUGCAUCUUUCUGAGGCUUCUGGUUGUUCACUCGUUGGAACAGCAUGCACUAACUGUCAUUCCUGUACAAGGCACGGGUAAUUGUUCCUUUAAAACUCGUAAACAUAUCCACAUCGUGCAUAUUGUGUGAUGAACGGCUAAUUUCUUUGGUUGAAUUUCGGCAAUGUGACGUAUGGUUACUAGUCAAGACAAGUUUUUUGACUGGAUUUUAUCAUGAAAGAUAGGCGAAGAAAAGAAAAGUGCGUCAAGGACAAUCGGCGGUCAAUGUCUCGAAAUUGGAUUUGCCUGUGCGCCUCGUUGGUCGUGGGGGGAUGUUUGGUGUACCAACUGAUCGAGUUCCUCUCAGACUGCAGAACUGUUUUACAUUUGCUCUGAAAAUGACUCUUACGAUGGCUAGACAGAAGUGCCAGUUCUCCUUAGUUACCCUGUUGCCUACCUGCUGCGUUUUCGCACAUGCAUGAUACUUUUUUUCCGAAUUAAUAAGGCAGUUAGACAAAACAUGAACUCGUGACAUAUGGCAGAUGUUGCCAGCUUUAUCUAGCCUGUUAAACUUAUCUCUGAUGUUCAUAAAACAUUCUCCCAUUGUCGUUACUGACGUUCUGUAAUUCAAAACGCAAGUUCUGACACCACACAGAACGUUCCUAGCAUACGGCACUAAAUCUUUUACUUACAGCAUUCAUUAGAGUCAAUACGAAGGUAUCCGCAGUAAAAGUUAAACGCGACUCCACACAAGUAUGUCGCACUAACGACAUAUAUUACCUGAAUUUUUCUGCAAUGCCUCAUUAUCACUGAACCCGUUUGAUAAACGUCCUCACGCGGCAUAGCCAGUGUUUACAGUGAGUGGUAACCUUAGAAACCAAACAUUUAUGAAGCCUGUCUUGUAAACUUUAUUAAAUUGUACUCAAAAGCAAACUCAUUUAUCAGGUUAGAAUAUGUGGGAAUCCAGGAUUCUGAAGUUAAAACUAAAUGGCACUUAAAUAGCUGGCAGAUACCGAGGAGGAAGAGGAGAAGAAGGAGGAGGAGGAGAAGGAGGAGGAGGAGGAGACUUCAGAUGAAGGAAAGUUGUGCUGCUAA
Spirometra erinaceieuropaei is the source of this 1923-nucleotide messenger RNA. The record is from the annotation of a GenBank genome assembly. NCBI's taxonomy places the organism in Eukaryota, Metazoa, Platyhelminthes, Cestoda, Diphyllobothriidea, Diphyllobothriidae.